Messenger RNA from Neospora caninum, 1572 nucleotides. Its product is annotated as putative BT1 transmembrane domain-containing protein. Bases 1 to 1572 code for a protein of 523 amino acids. The record is from RefSeq and is a predicted model, not a curated record. The transcript has a single exon. Lineage: Eukaryota; Apicomplexa; Conoidasida; Eucoccidiorida; Sarcocystidae.
AUGGGUUCUCUUAGCGAUGCAGUUCCUCUCGGGGGAUAUCGAAAGAAAUAUUACAUGAUAUUAGCAACGGCGGCAGGUGUGCUGGGAGUGUGUCUUCUUGCUUUUGUGUCGGACUCAUUCAGCACGGAACACGUCUGGCUUUCUAGCGUCUCUGUCUUCCUUAUAUGCUUUCAAUUAGCCACUUGCGAAUUAAUGUGCGCUGGUAUGUACAGCGAGCUCAUGUCAAGUAAUGCUGCAGUCAAAUCCGAUUUCGUCAUUUUCGCCUUUUUCAACUAUACAGUCGGCAACCUCUUCGGCCGUGGUAUCUCCGGCUUUAUCACUGAUGCGACCAAUGCCCAGACUGUCUAUCGCGUGGCUCUGCCUUUUGCUGCACAGGUGCUGAUUCCCCUUACACUCAACUUUAUUCCAGAAAAACGUGGAUCCUUCCGUGUGGCGACUGAAAAGCUACUAGAGAACCGAAACAUGUUUCUCAUGGCCCUCAUGGUUGCCACUGUUUCUGUAGGUCUAGCAGUCGUGAGUUUGACUUCGAUGGAGUGGUUGGCGUUUUGUUACGGUAUUUUCGCGUUCGUAUUCUUGUCGGUGCUUUUGUUCCACACGCUUACACCCCAAAUGGCUAGGUGUAACCUGUACCUCUUUUGCUGGGCUGCUGGAAACAUAUCCAUAUCCGGGGCUCUGGAUUACUUCUUCACUGCCUCUCCUGUAUGUCUGCCAGAUGGCCCCCACUUCGAUUACAAAUACUACUCGACGUACACCGCAUUGCUUGGGACAGUCGCAACACUGGUAGCCUUGUGGGUUUUCCAUAACUUUCUACUCGACUGGACCUAUGUCCAGAUGGCUUGGGUGACAUCUGUUGUGAAGGCGGUGGCAGCUCUGUUUGACUAUAUUAUCGUACGCCGGCUCAAUGUGCGGGCAGGCAUUCCAGAUUCUGCCAUCUACUUCUUUGGUGACGCGAUUGUCGUCAACCUGAUCCGUACUCUUCAUAACGUGCCAGGGUAUAUUUUGACUUCAAAGCUCUGUCCUCGCGGUCUGGAGGUAACCGCUUAUGCCAUUCUAGAUGGCAUCAGCUACGCCGGAUAUAAUAUAGCAGCUCAAGUAGGGGCAUUCGUAAUAAGCAAAGCGAAUGUGGCCACUACGGAGGCUGAAGGUUGCGACUUUUCCAACCUCGGGACGCUCGUCAUUGCAACACAGGUGGCUGCCCCCAUUCUCCUUGCGCCGUUUGCGUUCCUUUUGCUUCCUCGUGUCCCUAUUUCAGCGCAGUUCCCUGCCGUCGUGAAUAGAGCACCCCACGAUCAAGAACAUCAAGGCGCGCUCGAGCCAGGGGGUACGGUAGAACUGGUUGAGGAUGAAAGCCACGUACUGCAUCAACGUGUUUGCAAUCGCGCUACCUCAGAUCCUCUAGUGGAAGCUCGGGGCAAAUCCAGGACAUUGCCAGCAUUCCGUCACGCGAACUCGUUGCCAACAGAGGAUACCCGCCAACCGGACCAUUCCACAAAAGACACUUGGGAUACCUCCGCUACCGAGGAACGAAACUCGCCGACACCUACGACAAUUUCUUUGCAUGGAGAUGGUUGA